Molecule: messenger RNA, 750 nt
Organism: Scutellospora calospora
Lineage: Eukaryota; Fungi; Glomeromycota; Glomeromycetes; Diversisporales; Gigasporaceae
Source: the annotation of a GenBank genome assembly
AUGGCUCCUCCCAAACCCCCAAAAAGUCCUUCGAUGAAUCCAACCCCUACACCAUUAUCUUCUCGAGCAAUCUCGGUUAUAAUUCCACAGCAUAAUCCAGUUUCUUCUCAUUCAAAUAUUACAGAAAAACAUGAUCAGCUUUCUCGUGAAGUUGUCUCUUCCUUAAAAAUUUCUUCUUCCCAUUCUUAUUCUACAAUAAUUCCUGACGAACAAAUUGCCGAAAUUGCCUCUUGGAUUGAUAAUCGUUCGUCACCCUAUGAUACAUCAAAUAAUCCUUACGAAUUUCAAUUGAUUCUUCGUGGUAGUCGUGAUGGUUUUAAUUAUAAAACUUUUUGGGAUUUAUGUGAUAAACAAUCUCAUACAGUUGUUAUAUUAAGAAUUAACGAAUCUAAUGAAAUCUUAGGUGGUUAUAAUCCUUUAGAAUGGGAUAAAAAAAAAUAUAGAGGAUGGAGUAAAACCAAUGAUAGUUUUAUUUUCAAAUUAGGAAUUGAUAAUUCAUCUGAAACUAUUCUUAGUAGAGUUCAAAAUCCUGAUCAAGCGAUAUUUGAAUCUUAUUAUGAUGAAAAUGGUCCUAAUUUUGGUGGUAGCGCUCUUAGGAUGAAAGAUAAUUUCAGAAAUGAUAAAUCUUGUGUUUGUUUGGGUCAUAAAGGGUACGAAAAACCUAUUAGAACUACUAAAACUCCGUUUUCUGUUGAUGAGUAUGAAGUAUUUAAAGUAGUAAACAAACCUGGCUCAAAAAUUCCUGGAUAA